GUCCGCUCGCCUGACGCACGACCAUUGCGAACAGCAGAUAGGAACAUCAUAGUGAGACAGAAGGUACCAUCCUGGUUUGCUUGUCUCUACCAUCCUCAUCUCUACCCACCUUACCAUCAUGGGUGAGACGGAAAAGCAGCCCGAACAACCCAAGGCUGUCCAGCAGAAGAUGGUCAUCGCUAACAAAGUGACCGGAACUGUCAAGUGGUUCAAUGUCAAGAGCGGAUACGGUUUCAUUAAUAGAAACGAUACCAAGGAAGAUGUGUUCGUCCAUCAAUCGGCUAUCGUCAAAAACAACCCGAGAAAAGCUGUACGUAGCGUGGGAGAUGGCGAGGUCGUUGAGUUCGACGUCGUUAUUGGUGAGAAGGGUCACGAGGCCGCCAAUGUCACGGGACCAGCGGGCGAAGCGGUAAAAGGCUCACCCUAUGCUGCGGACAAGCGUCGCGGAUAUCGCAACGUUCACUGGGUGUAUCCGAGACGCGGCAAUGGUCGACCGCAGAAUCGUAGAUCACGCGACGGCCAGGAGGGUUACGAGCAAGGCGAAGGAAAAGGCGAUGACGCAAACGCCGAAGGAGGCGGCCAGCAACAACAGCAGCGUCGCUACAGGCUGCGUCGCCAUUAUGAUGGUUACUACCGCGGAGGACGCCGUUCCGGGCCCACAUCGGCGCAACAGCAAGGAGAUAAUGCUGGCGAAGGUGGUGAGCAAACCGAAGGAACCGGCGGCGAAGGUGGUGCUCCGCCGCGCGGUGGUGGUCGUGGACGCGGUGGUCCAUCACGACGUUACUUCCGCCGCAAUUUCCGCGGAGGAAGAGGUGGUGGUCCGCCACGACGUCCUCGCAGCCAGGAUGGCCAGGUAAGGUCGGAGCAGAAGUCUGAUGCACCUAAAGAUUCGGAUGCACCUGCCGCUGCGCCUGCUCCACAGGAGAGCCAACCGGUGCAGAACACCACCACCGAAAGCACCGCCUAACCGAGACAGAGUAACGCGCUAUUACCGCAGGACACUCCUUUUUAACAUAUAACACCAACACCCGUUAUACACUGCAGCAACAACUAAAAAAAAAUCCAAAAAAAGAAAAAAUGUAACAAAAAAAUCAACUCUCUCCACCGAAGCAAAUUAAAAUUAAGAUACAUGUGAAAAUUGAGAAGCGUACAGCCGCGCUUGACGGGCUUUUUUAGCGAGAUAGCAAAGUUUCAUCCUCUGAUAUGUAAUAAUCUAUAGGCUUGACCUUAUUUCGCUGAAAGAACUCUUUAGGAAUGGCCGCGUGCUUCUCGUUUCGGGAAUCGGACAGAAGGGUAAAGCAAUUACGGAGUACGGAGCGAUAAAUGAAUUCGAGUCGGCAAGAGAUAGAUAGAUAGAUCUAUAUAUAUAUUUUUGUUUUUGUUUUUUGUGUAUUUCUUGUUUCGUAUAUUACUUCUAAUUUUUCUCUCCGGUAAGGCGCAUUAUAAAUCGUUUUAUACAUACCCAUAGAUUUGAGUUUAUUGCUACAUUUCCAUGAGCUUUCUUCACUUUCGGCGACUUCCAUCAAAAGGAGUGAAAAAAAAACUUGAAAUACCGCUGAUAAAUGAGUCCUACUCGAGUGUUUGUCUGUCUCGAAGUCAAUCGUUUCUUUUUACAGCUUACAUUUUGAAAUUGAUGAGCUUACCGUAUUGCUUUCACUCUUUCAGUAUGAAGAAUUGGAAUUGCCGCGGUCACAUCGUAGCCCUGGGUAUUUUAAAAUUGUUAAUUGCAGACUGAUCACGCGAUAAGUAUAAAGUACAUGCAAUACAAGUUUUGAUACUCGAGGAUGAAAAUGCGGUCGCGGAUCUAAUUUUUUUAUACUUUACAGGCGAUCACAAACUAAAAAUGAUUAUUGUAAUAGCAUUUGGCCAUAUUUUUACAAUUGUUAAUAAUUGGCCCCUGGUGGGUCCCUUAUGGUAUAUUAUUAAUUAACAAUUAUUGUUUUGACUUUAUUCAUUAUUGGUUAGUCAUGGAAUUGGGCGCGAAAACUCGUGAGGUGUCACGUUGCGAGUCUUCCCGAGCUGCGAGCGGUGCACACGAAGGCACAAUGAAAGUGGUCUCGUUCUUUUUUUUUUUCCCAGUGAUGUGUAUUGCAUCCUAUAAUUCAUGUUAUCAGGCCUUUGGACCAGUCGCAAAUGAGAACGACUCCUCAGCGUGAAACCUCACAGACUUCCGUGCGUGAGUAAAUCGUCCGGUCCUUUGGAAUUGACGUCAGUCGACCGCGCACCGAGCAGGUCGUUUUUUUUUUUUUUUUUUAAAUAUUGUAUCACUGACCGCUUGUAUGCGGCAAUCGACUUGAUUUGAUUUUUCGGAACAAGAGCCGGGCGUAUCAUACAUCGGCUCAAUUGACAAAACUACGAGUAUCGUAGACUGUCAUGAGAGUACGCAAGAGAACGCAAGUUAAGGAGAGAGAAAAAACAAACUUUAUAUAAUUUUGCAUGGAACUAAUUUUUAAAAUUUUAGUUUGUAGUAUCGUCGACGGAUUAUAAAAUAAAUAUAUACAUCUACUUUCUUUAAAAAAAAAAAGAAAAAAGAAAAUGGAAAAAUUGAAAACAUCUAUUUGGCGAAUUUUAUUGAUUUCUGAUUUCCGUCUAUAUCCAGGCGACACAAACGUCUGUGAAAUCAUCAUCGCGGAGAUCUGUUAGAGAAACAUCCCUAAUCUUUCAUGCGCUUUCGUGUCGUUUGGGUGUAGCGUUACCUGUAUGUUACAUGGUAUUCAUUGUUUCCGUCGUCGUGUAGUUUGUCGACCAAUGAUGCGCGCAAAAUGUAUUCGCGAAUGAAGAACGAUUUCAAAUAAUGGCGGAUACACUUAUGCGUUGCAAAAUACGUACAGAAACAUUUUUUUUCGCGAGAGACGGUCGUGAGGAUCUUGUGCACGCUAUUCGCGUCGACGGAUAUGCAUAUUCAAAAUCGUUGCUCGCGAAUACAAUUUGUUCCAGACAUGUCACUACUGACACGCGGUAGUCGUACCUUCUGUCCUGGUACCGGCAGGAGGAUUCCGCCCAAGCUAAUUAUGGUAUAUAUCACCACGAUGAUCGUCUUUAAUUGUCUCACUGUCCUACCACGUCCCGUUUGUGAAGUAGCGUUUGCCACGCCACGAAAACCUGAGUGUGUCGAGUCUUCGUAAAAUUUGCAUAAUACCUUUUUUUUGUGUAAACGAAAAAAUCUGAGAGAUCGAGAAGUUCUGGUACCCUCGAGGUACGAAACAUCCGAUUGGUCAGGAUUAGUUGUUUAAGGGAAUAAUAAAGAGAGAAAGAGAGAGUGUAUGCGUGAGUGUGGUGCCAAGUGGAGAGAGACAAACACGCGGUUACGUUACGGCGGACGCGCGCGCAUUUAUAUAUUUGCAGCACUUCUACGACCGAGUAGCGAAAUGAAAGUGAAAUAAGCGAGAGAGGCGAUCAAAUGCCGAUUCGAUUCCGAAGUCGCCGUAAUUUUUCUAUUUUUUUUUCCACCCCUCCAUUCGAUUUUCGUAAGGGAGAGGAACCCAGCGGACACGCGAGAUGCUGCUAUCGAUCGAAACGCCGUCACCCGUGCGUUUUCCGCUUUUUCUAUUACACCGCAAUCCGCGUCCGUUGGGACAAAAGCCCGUGGCGACUCUUCGGGCCGCGUUGUUUAACGUAAUCACCCUCCGUUGUCUAACGUAACCGCGCGUUCCCACGAAAAAAACACGGUAGAAAGAAAUAAAAAAAAAGAAAAAAGAAAUCCAAGAGAGACGGCCUCUCGAGACGGCGGAAGGGAGAGAGAAAGAGAGGCGCGGAACAAGCAAAAAUUUCAAGCGGCGCGCCGAACGGGCGUGCGAUCGUAACUGCAAAAAAAGAACAAUGCAUGUGUUAACAGUGAAUAUCAGAGUUAAAACGAAAACCAAAGCCGUGAGAACAAAAUCGAAAGAAAACGAAUCACGAGCGAAUCCAGUAGCUAAACUUCACACGCGGUUACAAGGAAAAGAAAAGCGAAGGAAAGAAAGGGAAAAAAAAGGGAAAAGUCAGCGUGUGCGGUAACCGAGAAAAUCAGUUUGUGUACUUCGUCGUUCGGAUUUAUCACCGUCGUCGAGACAUCUCGACGCGGCCGUCAGUCAAUCGCGAUCGCGUACGUGUUCGUUGCGAAAAAGUUGAAAGACGGCUUACGAUCGGGCGGACGCGGAAAAUUCGCGGGUAGGAGAGUAGCUUGAAUCCGCGGCACGCAUCGCGCGCGCGGUCCAUUAGCUCGUUCGAACAUUCUCGCGGGACUCCGUGCGCGUUUUUCUUGGAGAAGCGGAAAGGAUCUCCCGGCGAGCCCGGUGCUUCGUAUGUUAAAUAUCCUUCCCGAUCGGGAGGCAAGCUUGCAUCCUGUCGAGAUUCUUUAACAUACGAAGCGUUCGAUAUCGCGAGCACGCGAUUGUUUUCGCGUUCUCCACAAAUGCACCCGCGAAUUAACGGACCGCGUUUGCGAGAUUUCGCGAUUUGUCAUUGUCGAUGGUUCUUCGGUUCUCGUCACCGUGGGGGGUGACGGGAACGGAGACUCGAGUCGCCGCCGGAUAGGAGGGUGAACGAAAAAUUCGUCCUUUUCCGCUGGAGAGAGGAGAUCCUUCGGGAAGGAAGGACGAGCCGUGGCUGUGCGCGAUCCUUCCCGCUCGAAACUUCCGUCGUGAAUUCGCGUCGUGUCCAUCGGGUAAAAACAAUCGCAAUAAAAAGGGAUAUCACGUCGCGACAGUCAAUUAGAUCCGAUUCGAGUUUCACGCGAAUAAAGGCGAUACUCGACUGUAUAUAUACACGAUAUAUAUAUAUAUAUAUAUAUAUAUAUAUAUAUAUAUACAAUAUAUAUCGCGUAUAUAUACAAUAUAUAUCGCGAAGAGAGACAGCGACGUGGAUGAGAAGCAAAAGAGAAGAGCAAGAGAAAAAGAAGCGAAAUCCCGAUCGAGGAGACGUUCAACUCUUUCGAGAGAUAAAGAGAAAAAAAAAGAAUAAAUAAGAGAAAAUCUAUCAAAAGACCUCGAUGGACGCCGGGCACGACGUCGUCGUCGUCGUCGUCCGAGCGUGUCCCGAGAUACAGUCGUCCGUCGACUGACCUUCCCCUCCCCAAUGAAUUUUGUACCGAAACGUGAAACUCUAAAUGCUAAUUUCAUAUACGGAAUUUAAUUUUUUCACGAGAAACAUGUGCAUUAUAAAAAAUAAAUCUACCAAAAAAAUCGCAAAAGUCACAAAUCGAA
Messenger RNA from Solenopsis invicta (red fire ant), 5183 nucleotides. RefSeq names its product Y-box-binding protein 1 (gene yps). The record is from RefSeq and is a predicted model, not a curated record. Lineage: Eukaryota; Metazoa; Arthropoda; Insecta; Hymenoptera; Formicidae. Gene Ontology annotation, biological process: regulation of gene expression. Gene Ontology annotation, cellular component: nucleus. The transcript has 7 exons. The coding region runs from base 119 to 967 and encodes 282 amino acids. Gene Ontology annotation, molecular function: nucleic acid binding.